AUGGGCAAUCAGCAUAAUAGACAAAAAACUAGUGUGAAAACACCAACAACAUCAACUAUCAAACAAAUUCAACAUAGUUCUGAUCAAUACCAAAUUAUUGAUCUUGAUGAAAUUGUCGAACAAUGGAUAUGGUAUAUGUGGAAUAGAACAAAAACAAAAUCAGUAUCUCAUUAUAAACGUGAAGAAUUACUUAUAACAAUCAAUUGGAACCAUGUUACAUUUACACAAAGUGAUGUACGUUUUUAUGGUUCGCCACCUGUACGCAUACCAAAAUCUCAAAUACUUUUUCGAACAAAUUUUACUAAUACAACAACAAAUGAACAAUUAUAUAUAUUUAAAACUGAACGUUGUACACGUUCUAUGUUUAAAUUUAUAUUUACACAUAUGUUAACAAAAUCAUCGAAAUCACCAAUUAUAUUUUGUUUACCAGAUGAAAUUGUUCAAUUAGGUGGAGGAGCAAAAUCUGAUCAAUCUGUAGAAAUUGGACAAGAUACUAUAAAAGAAUAUAAUAUGCGUUGGAAUGUAAAUAGUCAAAUACGUGUUGCACCUCAUACGUGUACAUAUGCUGAAUUAAAUAUCGAUGAAGAAGAAUUUCAUGGUGAUUUUUCUGUAUUUAUUGAAUUUUCUGGUCGUAUUACAGCAACUAUAGCAACUCGUCAAACACCAGAUAAUUAUUUAAGAUUUAUUGAUGGUAAUAUUAUUGAAAUAAUUCGUGAAACAAUGGAAAAUAAUCAUCAUCAAUUACAUGAUAUUGAAAUUAUUGAAAACGAUCCACCUAUCGUACGAUUUCAUAUGCGUGGUAAAUGUUCAUUUCGAUAUGGUGUUCAGCAGCAUGUUGUACUCAAACAAGAAUCUUUAAAUACUGAUAUACAUUUACAUAUUGCAGAUAAUUAA
Molecule: messenger RNA, 894 nt
Organism: Adineta steineri
Lineage: Eukaryota; Metazoa; Rotifera; Eurotatoria; Adinetida; Adinetidae
Source: the annotation of a GenBank genome assembly